AUGGCUCCUGCAAAGAAACGCGCAGCAGCCGCAAACCGAGCCAGCAAACCAGCCGAGACCACGACGCGUCGCACGAGUGGGAGGACGACCACUGCUGCUGCUGCAAAAGCGACAAAAGCGAAAGCGCCCGCACGAAAAGCCUUGGCAGAGAAGACGAAUAAUAUUCCAGAGACUACUGCGCAAGGAAAGGGAAGGGGAAGGAAGCGACCGGCUGCGGAAGAGCUAGAAACGCCAGAUACCGAGGAGCAAGACGAGAUCGUGUCCGAUGCUGGCGCACAGCCGAAAGGUGCCCGGGGUCGCCCUAGGGCUACCAAGGCUCAGAAGGUCUCCGAGCCUGAAGAUGAACCGACCGAGCUUGAGCCUGAACCAGUAGCACCACCGGCUGCUAAGAGAGGGCGGAAGCCAAAGACUAAGGUUGCAUCGCCACCUGCAGAGAAGGAGAUCCCCGAGACACACCAACCAGAGGACGAAAUCCCAGAGACUCAGCCAACUGAGGAACUUGACCUGAGCAUGGAGGAGGACGAGCUGGUGGAUGAGUUGCCGCCUACAUAUAAUCGCGGUGUAUCAUCUUUACAGCGCACCCGGCCGCCCGUUCCUUCCAGUGCAAGUCAAAGACCAAUGCAAACCAAAGAUUCCGAUCUCCACGAUCCCUCAUUGAGAAGACGAAUAGGGGACCUGACCAAGGAACACGAGAGCUUGAGGGCAAAGUAUGCUCAGCUUCACGACAUUGGGAUCAACGAGGCCGAGCGGAACUAUGAUCGACUGAAGAAGCAAGGAGAAGAGAAGGCUAGCACUGGUAAUCAGCUCAUCGCCACCCUCAAGGCGCAACUAUCCACGCAGACAGAGCUGGCUAAGGAAUCCCAACAACUGAGACAACAGCUCGAAGCCAGCCAAAGCAAGGUCGAAGAGUUGCAGAGCAAGAUCAGUGACCUGAACGGCUCAUUGACCGAAGCCAAGGCGGAAACCAAGACGUUGUCGACAAAGCUAGGAGCUGCUCGAACAGCCGCCAGCACAAGCGCAAAGGUUCCAGGCAGUGCGAUCAAAGGCGCCAAUGCCAAUGGUCGCCUGGUGGCCGCCAAUGCAGAGGCGGCUGCUCAGCUAGCGCUGACGAAAGAGAACCUGUACGGAGACUUGACCGGGCUGCUGAUCUGUGGCGUCAAGCGUGAGCACAACGAAGAUGUUUUCGACUGCGUUCAGACGGGCAGGAACACGACUCUCCAUUUCAAACUUGCAAUCGGAGUAGACGGUUCAUCUGAGAAGCACGAUGAUGCGCAGUUCAUGUACAUCCCACAACUUGAUCCGAAAAACGACCAAGAUCUGAUCGACAUGCUGCCGGACUAUCUUGUCGAGGAGAUAACUUUCCCCCGACUACAUGCUGCAAAGUUCUACCAAAGAGUCAUGAAGACUCUGACAGAACGUCCCGAGUGA
Anthostomella pinea is the source of this 1428-nucleotide messenger RNA. The record is from the annotation of a GenBank genome assembly. NCBI's taxonomy places the organism in Eukaryota, Fungi, Ascomycota, Sordariomycetes, Xylariales, Xylariaceae.